AUGUCAUCCAAAGCCAAGAAGCUGAACGCCCUCGCGGCGCUUAAGGCUAAGCGCGAUGGCCUUGCACCCACAAACGCUACCUCUGCAGACCUCUCAGAUGACGACGAUGCCAUCUAUGACCAAGUCUCCGAAGACGAGUAUCGAUCCAUCCUCCGAGGACGCAUCAUGGACAACGACUUUAUCGAAGACGAUGACGGCUCAGGUUACGUCGACCACGGUCAGGACGAGUGGGACGACCGAGUACGAGGAGAUGACGACGAGGACCAAGACACCGAAAAUGAACAGGAAUACUUUGAGCGUACAGGCAAGCGCAAGCCGAAGAAGGGUACCAAGGCACGUUCCAAGCUCAAAGGGGCUCAUGCCUCUUCUUCAGCAUACCAGAAGUCAAGCCUCACAGCCGCGUUCAGCAAGCAACGCAAGGCUGGUCCCAGCGGUCUUUCCAAUGACCUCGGCGCAAGUCGUGCUCGAGAUGCGCAGAGAUUGCGUUCGGCUGCACUCGACGCCUACCGUCCUUCCGUCAGCAAAGAGAAGGAGGACGACUUCAUGGCCAACCUCAUGGGUAACCUCGAUGAGUUUGGUGCUCAGGCUUCUACCUCGUCCCACGAUCCAGCAAGUCCCUCUCCCGCCAACCGUCUCUCAUCCUCACUUUCAAAAAAGCGCAAGCAAAACCAAGAGAGCGCCUUCUCUCGUUUCCGUGCUUCUGGUUCGAUGGGCGCCAGCAACGGCUUCACCAGCCCUUCCUCUGGUGCUCCAACCAGCGACUCUGCACACCCGUCCAGCGACAAUCCUGAGCCUCACGUACACGUCAGCGGCAGCGACACACCGCCUUGGGGUCCAAACCUUGGUUCCGACCCCAUCUUUGAACUUGAUGAUGACCUGCCCACAUCUAACAAGAAGCUUCGUGGUCCCAAAGGUCUGCCGAGUCGCAUUGGCAGUCUCGGUCUCGGCGACGCAGAUGCAGACGUCUUUAUCAGUCAUCCAUCCAAGCGAGCCGCUGGUUUGAGCAACGACGCUCUUGCCUUUAGUGAUGACGAAAACGAAGAUCUUGCAGUGCGACGUGUUGAGGUCGGCUCGUUGCCUGCCGAGUCGGUCUAUGCUCGCGGGCAGGCGUCUCGCACCAAGCCAGCUGCAACAGCUGCUCUGUCGACACCGCGACCGGCCAAGCUCGAAGCUGAUAACAAGACACCCUCGGCAUCCUCUUCUUCCGCUACCCCGAUUGCUGCGGUGAAGAAGCAGAACACGACUCCCGCCAGCCGAAGCAGCUGGCAAAAGGUGCACACUGAUCUAAUGAAGAAUGUCGAGCCAGCAACACCUACACCUGCUGCUGCCAACGGCGCGACCAAGAUCGCAACCGGGAACGCGACCCCUUCAGCAGGCAAAGUCAAGGCUUUUGAGCAAGACAAGUCGCUCUUCUUCUACUGGCUCGACUAUCUCGAGGGCGAGAACGGCGUCGUCUACCUCGUCGGCAAGGUCAAAGACAAGGAUUCGGGGCGCUACGUCUCCUGCUGCUUGACAGUGAACGGCAUCGAGCGAUGCAUCUUCCUCCUCCCCCGCAGCAAACUGUUUGAGAAUACUCACGAAACCGACCGCGUCGUCGGUGAAGACGAGAUCUAUGACGAGUUCGAAGACCUCUCUGCCAAGCACGGCAUCAAACGAUUCCUCUCCAAGUGGGUCACUCGCAAGUACGCCUUCGAGCAAGCCGGUGUCCCCGCCGAAUCUAACUAUAUGAAGAUUCGCUAUGGCUUUGACGAACCUCAACUCCCCUUUGACUUCAAAGGCCGAACCUUCAGCAAAGCUUUCGGCACCAACACCUCUCCGUUCGAGCUGCUGGUGGUCAAGCGUCGCAUCUUCGGUCCUAGCUGGCUCAAGAUCCAAAACGCAAGCAUUGCUGAAGGCUCAACACCCAUCUCGUGGUGUAAGAUGGAAGUCUCGAUCGACGAUCCUAAGGACAUCUCACCCAUUUCGGAUGCUGAUACGACUUCGCCGCGUGAGACUCCGCCUCUCACCGUCAUGUCGCUUGCUAUUCGCACGGUCGUCAACCAUAAGGAGAACAAGCAAGAGCUCGUCGCUGUCAGCGCGAGAACAUGGACCGAUCACCAGAUUGAAGAUCCCACUCCCCCGGAGCAGUUGCCUUGCUCGGUCUUUACUGCGGUUCGUCCACUCGGUAACAUGUUCCCUCCUGGAUUUGAAGCGGAAGCGCGCAAGGGAAAGAUCAAGAUCCACACACUCAAGUACGAGCGUAUGCUUCUCAACGCGCUUCUUGCUCAGAUUCACAAUGCCGAUCCGGACGUGAUCGUGGGGCACGAGUUCAACGGUGUAUCCCUCGACGUCCUCUUGCAUCGCAUGAAGGAUCUGCGUGCCGAGCAUUGGUCUCGCGUUGGUCGAUUCCGUCGACCUAAAUGGCCCAAGUUGAAGCAAGGGAUGAACUUGAAAAUUCUCGCUGGUCGACUCGUUUGCGAUCUUGCUUCGGACAACGGAAAGUCGAUGAUCACAUCCACCACCUGGUCUUUAACCGAAAUGUGCGGAACCCAUCUCAAGAUCCAACGUGAAGACAUCGACCCCGAAGAAACCGCUUCCUUCUUUGACUCGCUCGCCCCCUCACCCGAGCGGUUGCUAACAUUCGUACGCCACUGCGAAGUGGAUACGUUCUUCCAGAUGGCCAUCGCGGCCAAAGUUCAGAUCUUGCCCCUUACCAAGCAGCUGACCAAUCUGGCAGGUAAUAGUUGGAAUAAGACGCUGAACGGAGGUCGUGCAGAGCGAAACGAGUACAUUCUGCUCCACGAUUUCCAUCGUCAAAAGUACAUCUGCCCUGAUAAGAUCUCAGCUUGGGAGAAGAAACAGAUUCAGCAAGCGGCGGAACUCAAAGCCAAAGCCAAAGCUAAGAACGCAGGUGGCGUCAAUAAUGCUGCUGCAUCGGUGGUGUCAAGUAAGAAGGACAAGUUCAAAGGUGGUUUGGUGUUUGAACCCAAACGCGGGUUGUGGGACAAGUACAUCUUGGUGAUGGACUUUAACUCCCUUUACCCUUCGAUCAUUCAAGAGUUCAAUAUCGAUUUCACUACUGUUGAACGUCCGCCUACUCAAGGACUCGAGGACGAAGGCAUUUCCGCCUCCUCCACCGCCGCUGCUACUGGAGAGGAUGGAUCCGACAGCACUUUUCCUACCGCCGCCGCUGUAGAUGUGGACAAAAUCCCCGACAUCCCCUCGUCCGACGUCGACCAAGGCGUUCUUCCCCGCAUCAUCGCCCAACUCGUCGCCCGUCGUCGCCAAGUCAAAUCUCUCAUGAAAGACAAAUCCGCAACCGCAUCUCAACUUAUGCAGUGGAACAUCAAGCAGCUGGCUCUAAAACUCACCGCCAACUCGAUGUACGGUUGUCUCGGAUUCGAAAACUCCCGAUUCUACGCCCGUCCACUCGCCGCCCUCACCACGUUCAAAGGUCGUGAGAUCCUCACUGCCACCAAAGAUCUCGCCGAGUCGAUGCUGCUAGACGUGAUCUAUGGUGACACGGAUAGUGUGAUGAUCAACACCAAUGCUACCGAGUACAAAGAGGCGUUGAGGAUUGGGCAGGAGUUUAAGAAGAGCGUAAAUGAGAGAUAUAGGUUGUUGGAGAUCGAUAUUGAUGGUGUCUUCGAGAGGAUGUUGUUGCUGCAGAAGAAAAAGUAUGCGGCGGUGUUGGUGGAUGAAGAUGGAAAGAGGACGACAGAGAUCAAGGGUUUGGAUAUGAAGAGGAGAGAGUACUGCGCGUUGAGUAAGAACGUUUCGAACUAUGUGCUGGAUCAGAUUCUGUCGGGACAGCCGACAGAGAUUGUGGUGGAACAUAUUCACGAGUAUCUUUCAGCGAUGUCGACCAAGAUCAAGACCGGAGAAGUUGCGCUGGAUGACUUGAUUAUCUACAAGAGGCUGGGUAAGAAUCCGGAGGACUACCCAGACGUAAAGUCUCAACCGCACGUCCAGGUGGCGUUGAGGAUGAAACAACGUGGUGGUAGUGCAAGGAUGGGGGAUGUGAUUCCUUACAUCUUCUGUUUGGGUGAAGACGGUAGUUCGUCCAGUAAGACAGCUCAAGCCGAACGCGCACAUCAUCCAGACGAACUCAGGAGGAAGGAUAGCGAACUCAAGGUCGACUACGAACACUAUCUCGCCCUUCAACUCCUCCCACCUGUGGAAAGGUUGUGUGAGAGUAUCGAAGGUACCGACCGAUCGAGAUUGGCGGAAUGUUUGGGAUUGGAUCCUACCAAGUAUUCGCAUUCCACCACUUCCUCUGCUGGUGCUGGAGUAGGAGCGGGAGAGACAGAAUUCGCAACCCUCGACUCGCAAAUCCCUGACCAAGUCAGAUUCGCUCAAUGCGAACCACUUACUCUCACCUGCCCCUCCUGUCGCCAACGCUCCACCUUCCUUGGCCCUGCACACCGUCCCACCUCAACCACCCCCCGCAUCCUCACGGACGCUACCAACACUAAGGAAGAAACCCGCAACGCAAUCUCCACCAGCGGCAUCCGCUGCACAAACGCCACCUGUUCCCUUCCCCUCCCCCUCGCCACAGUCACUAUUCAACUCGAACUAUCCAUCCGCACCCACAUCUCCCGCUACUACGCCGGGUGGACGGAAUGUUCGGACCGCAACUGCGCCUCCCGAACACGUAUGGCUUCCGUCUACGCUAAACGUUGUCUCGCAGUACACGACUCGAAAUCAGCCGCCUUACUAGACGCAACUUCCAACACAGGCUCGCACCUCGCUUGUCGUGGAAGAGUAGAGCCUGUGUAUAAGGAUAAGCAGCUCUAUGACCAGUUGGUUUACCUCGAGAGUCUUUUCGAUGUGGGGAGGAUAAAAGAAAAGGUUGGCGGGGGAGGUGGAGGAGUGACAGCGAGUGCGAAGGUAUGGCAGGAUGAAGUAACAGCAGUAUUAGACGUGAAUAAGAGAGAACUAGAGACGUUGCAUAAGACGGUGGACAAGUAUCUGGCGAGAAAUGGUAGAAGGUAUGUAAAGUUGAGCGAGUUGUUUAGGUUUAUGAAGGUGUAA
Molecule: messenger RNA, 5013 nt
Organism: Ustilago hordei
Lineage: Eukaryota; Fungi; Basidiomycota; Ustilaginomycetes; Ustilaginales; Ustilaginaceae
Product: related to POL1 - DNA-directed DNA polymerase alpha, 180 KD subunit
Exons: 2
Coding region: 1-5013 (1670 amino acids)
Biological process (GO): lagging strand elongation; leading strand elongation; mitotic DNA replication initiation
Cellular component (GO): alpha DNA polymerase:primase complex
Molecular function (GO): DNA-directed DNA polymerase activity; pyrimidine nucleotide binding; DNA replication origin binding
Source: RefSeq, a predicted model, not a curated record